Messenger RNA from Hemibagrus wyckioides, 6328 nucleotides. RefSeq names its product granulin a, tandem duplicate 1 (gene grna.1). Gene Ontology annotation, cellular component: extracellular region. The record is from RefSeq and is a predicted model, not a curated record. Bases 1786 to 3858 code for a protein of 690 amino acids. Lineage: Eukaryota; Metazoa; Chordata; Actinopteri; Siluriformes; Bagridae. The transcript is spliced from 2 exons.
CUAUAGUCACAGCUCCACCACAUGUACACUUCAGGGUCUGAUAAUGACGCCAAGAAAUCCACGAACUUGAGUGGAAGUAGUGGAAGUUCAACAUUCAUCUUGAAGACAGUUUUGACUGUUUUUGGGACCCAUUUCACAUCCUUUUUUUAAGUUCUUAAGCCGAGCAGCUUAAGAAAAAUAAAGCUCUCAAGGAGAAAUGCAGCGGACUGGACAGCUAUAAACGCAGAUGGAACCUCCGUGUAUCGGGGAUUCCCGAGUGCGAAGGAGAAAACGUCAAACUGGUUGUACUUGAUCUUUUUAGACACCUAGUUUUUAUCCCGCACUUGUCGAGAUGCAAUCUGGGCAGGAGCCAAACAGUCUGAAUUUUUGAAGCAGAAAAAAUCCGAAUUUUAGAAGAUCUGACACAGGAGGACAAAGUGGCGAGAAAGAAACUCUGGCCUCUUGUUGAAAAGGCCAGAAGAGAAGGAAAGAGAGCUGGGUUUGUGGGUCCCGCUGCUUUCAUAAACGGGAAGAGAAUUUCUGUCUGUGACACUUAGUAUUUAGUGUAUAUAUUACUAUGAUUAUAAUUAUACCAACCAAUUAUAUACCAAUUAUACCAAAUUUUGUUUUGAUUCUUUUCCCUUGGGUCCACGAAAUGGUGUGGUGUUCUUCCUGAAUUUUAUAUGGAAUUCGUUCCUUAAGUUCUGCAUAUCUUCCAAGAAGUUUUUCAGUUUUUUAUACCUGUUCUGAAAAUUGUAACUCUUAAAGUUUCUUUUUUUUUCUUCCUAUGUUUAGUUCAUGUUUUUCAUGCUUAUCUUCGAAUGUUCGGGGGCUACGUGACUUAUACAAACGAAAAGCUGUAUUUUUAUUUUGUAAAUCCAAGAAAAGGGACGUUUAUUUUUUACAGGAAACGCACUCUAGUGUUGAUGAAAAAUUCUGGCGUAACCAGUGGGGAAGCUCUAUUUUUUUCUGCCAUAAUUCCAGCUCAUCUUGGAUAGUGUCGCUAUCUUACUUAACACUCGAUUUCAGGGAGAGAAUAGAAUAAUAGAAACUAUUUUAUCAGGAUUGGGAAGAUGGAUCAUUUUAGUUGUUCAUUGGGAAGGCAGUUAUUUUAUAAUGGUUAACAUAUAUGGUUUCAACAGUUCUGCCCAAAAUACAACUCUGUUUGAUGGUAUAAUCAUUCAAAUAAAUAACUUAAAACUUAAAUAUCCUUCUGCCUUUAUUUUAAUUGGUGGCGAUUUCAAUGAGGCGCCCGAUUUUGUUGCUGAUAGAUUUCCGCCUAGAAACAUGUCUAUAAGUAUUAAUCCUCUAAUAGGAAAACUCUGUCAAUGUCUGAAUCUGACUGAUGCAUAUAGGUAUUUAAACCCUGACAGACAAUUGUUUACCUGGUUUAAAUCAGAUUUUUCUCAAAAAUCACAUAUAGAUUUGUGGUUGGUAUCAGACUCCUUGAUCUCAUUUUUAGUUUCAGCAGAAAUUUCUCCCUCUCCAUUAACAGAUCACGCUGUAGUUGAGAUUACUUUAUCUGAUGAUAAAUUCAAGAGAAGGAGGAAAGUAAACCCUGGUUAUUGGAAGUUAAAUUGGACCUAUUUAUUAUCAGACUCUUACUGUCAAGAAAUUAAAAAAUUGCAGAAUGUGUUAAAAACCAGAUUAAUAUAUCAGCCAUCCUUAAAUGGGAGCUAUUUAAAUAUGAAUGUAGAAAGUUUUCCUUUAGAUUUGGAAUAGAGAGAGUAUCUGCGAAAAAUAAGGAAAUAUCAGACUUAAUUAAAGAAAUGACUGUGCUCUUAAGGAACCCUAAUCUGGGAGAGGAUGAGAAGGAUUUUUUAUACACGUUUGCAAUGCAGGUUGGAUAAUCUCUUUUUAGAAAAAGCGAGGGGUGCUUUUAUUAGAUCACGAGCAAAAUGGCUAGAGUUUGGGGAAAAAAACUCUGCUUACUUUUUCAAUCUAGAGAGGACACGCAGUAGUAAGAUGAAAAUUUCUUCUUUAUAUAUUAAUAACUCAUUGGCUAAUGACCCCUCUGUGAUCUCUUCUCAUGUCUUUACAUUUUAUAAAAAGUUAUGUACUUCGUCAGUUGACCCCAAUGCGUCAUUUUUGUUUUUUCAUAAGAUUCAACACAUAAUUCCUAAAGUUUCUGAUAAUAACAGAGACUUUUGUGAGGAAGGCGUUAGUUUGGAUGGUCUUUAUAAUCUGGUUAAAAAGAUGCCUAAUAAUAAAUCCCCUGGGCCAGAUGGAUUACCCUGGGAAUUUUAUAAAGUCUGUUGGAACUCUAUUAAGGAUCUUCUAUAUGAAGCUCUUAUUGAGUGUGCUAGGAAAGGGGAACUGGCAGAUUCGAUGAAACAAGGUAUCAUCUGUCUCAUACCCAAACCUAAUAAGGAUUCAAAACUUUUAGAUAACUGGCGCCCCAUCACCCUGUUAAAUUCUGAUUAUAAAUUGUUGGCUUCUUUUUAUGCUGAGAAGCUUAAACCUUGUUUGGCAGACACAAUUUCUAACACUCAAUCCGGUUUUAUGAAAGGCAGACAUAUUUCUAUUAAUAUUAGAUUAAUCUUAGAUAUUCUAGAUUAUUCUGAAAUUAUGAAUAGGGAAGCAUUAAUUUUGUUUAUAGAUUUUUACAAAGCAUUUGAUACAGUUGAACAUACAUUUAUUUUUGAAGCCCUUUCAAGGUUUGGUUUUGGUAGCUCUUUUAUCAGUAUGAUUCGCACCUUAUAUAAUGGUAUUAACAGCUGUGUCUCCUUGGCUUCUGGCACUUCUCCGCGUUUUCUUGUGGGUCGUGGUAUUCGCCAGGGUUGCCCCAUCUCUCCUUUUCUUUUCUUAUUGGCAGCCGAACUAUUAAGUUUACAGAUAAAUCACUCAAAUAUUGAAGGUAUUAAUAUCGGAGACAAUACUUUAAUUAUUAGCCAGUUAGCUGACGACACUUGUCUUUUUCUUAAAGAUGAGUCACAAGUUUCUGUUGCCCUAAAUCAUCUUGAUCUUUUCUCCAAAGCUUCCGGAUUAGUGGUAAACCCCAAGAAAUGCGAGAUUCUAUAUGUAAACGAUUCAGAUAAAACCUUAAUUGAGGGUAUUGAGGCAAAACAAUGUGUAAAAUACCUGGGCGUUGAUAUUUUUAGAUCAGGUUCAGACCGGCUUUGUUAUAAUUUUCAGCCAAGAUUGAAUAAAAUCAAAAAUGUUUUUGGCUGCUGGCUGCAGAGAGAUUUGACUAUUUAUGGGAGAGUCCUACUAACUAAGGCUGAGGGUAUUUCACGUCUAGGUUACCCUGCUCUUUCUCUUUAUGUUGAUGAUAAAACAAUUAAAUCUAUUAACUCCCUGUUAUUCCGCUUUAUUUGGAAAAACAAACCAGAACGAGUUCAAAGAAAUUGUCUGAUUAGAACGUAUAAGGAGGGUGGUCUUAAUGCAUUCGAUUUUCAAACCAUCAAUCAAACAUUCAAAAUUAACUGGAUUAAGAAUUGCAUCGCUAAGAAUGAUCUUCCCUGGUUCUGGAUUCCCAAUCUCAUUUUUAAACAGUGUGGUGACCUUAAAUUCUUAUUGGCCUGUAAUUUUAAGUGCAGUAAAUUACCCAUCAAGCUAUCAAAUUUUCACAAACAAGCUUUGGAUUCUUGGAAGAUUGCUUUUAAGCAUAAUUUUUCCCCACACUCCUGCAUCAUUUGGAAUAAUGAACAUAUACUAUCUGGUAACAAAUCUCUUUUUCUUGAGCAGUGGAUGGCUCAAAAUAUUAUUUUUGUUUCUGAUCUGUUCAAUGCUCAAGGGGACCUUCUUUCAUUUUCUGAGUUUGUGUCUUUGAGAGGGGCCACGGUUUCAAUGAGAGAUUUCAAUAAGGUAAUCAAAAGUAUCUCUGUUGGUAUAAAAAAAUCUUAUGAAAGCGCAUUUAAGUUACAGCCAGUUAAAUAAUCACAUUCCUACACUUGCAAUCAGAGGUAUUAAUAUUUCAGGAAAAAAAAUGUAAUAACUUUUUAUUAGAAAAGCACUUUUUUCAACGCCAUGGACCUUCCCCAAAGCACAUUAUAAAUGGAGUUUCUGUUACCCAAAUAUUGAUCUAAAUAAUUUAUGGACCUUCCCUCACAAACUUUUUAUUCCAAACAAAUUUAAAGAGCUCCAUUUCAAAAUUACUCAUAGAUAUUACCCCUGUAACCUUCUCCUGAGUAGAUUCUGUCAGAAUGUAUCUUCGUCAUGUUCGUUUUGCGAUGCUGAAGAAGAGUCUAUUCUUCAUUUGUUUUGCCACUGUCCAUUCACUAAGUCUUUUUGGUCAGAAGUUACCGUGCUUCUAUUCCUUUGUUGUAAGAAAAUUAUACAAUUCAAUGAAAAUAUUAUAAAUAUUAUAAGAUGUUAAUUUUGGGUGUACUGUUUUGUUACUCUGUCUCCUGGGUAAAUUUCAUAUUCACAAAGCCAGAGCCAUUCGUUGUAAACCCAACUUCAGAAUAUUUUCUUCUGAUAUUAAGACCCUUUUUUCUGAACCUUUAAAUUCAAAGGCUUUCAAAACUUAUACUAUUCUUGAAUCCAUUAGUCAAAACCUUUGAUGUUAUAUGGUGACAAAGGUGUACUUCUCUAUACUUUUGUAAUGUCUGUAUGCCCCCUAUUUGUCCUGCUUUGUUAUGUUGAUACGAAUGACCUAUGACGUACGGAUGUUGAUACGAAUGACGUAUGACGUACGGAUGUUGAUACGAAUGACGUAUGACGUACAGAUGUUUUCGUGGACUGUGCGCAUGUCGAAAGAUCUAAUCCGAUUCUAAUCAUGUGUCAUGUGAACGCGCAUAACAAUCUGAUUCCUUUAUACCGCGUUCAUGUAAACGCUGCGAUCAGAUUUGUCAAUCUGAUUGAAUUCAGUCCGAUCUGAUUAAAAAGUGUCCAUGUAAAUGCACCUAUUGACCAUCUUGUUACAGUGGCACACUGUCAAUAAGUGUGAUAUAUUAGGGAGUCAUUUCUCAAAGCAGGAUGGAGGCAGAAUAAAAUGGGCAAGUUUAAGGACCUGAGCCAUUCUGACAAGGGCCAAAUUCACAUGGCUAGACAACUGGGUCAGUUUAAGUGACCUUGAUAUCUAUCUUAAUGUUUUCUUUAUAGUAUUUUCUAAUAGUAGUUAUCUGAUGCUUAAUAAAAGUGCAUGAGGAGUUCAUUGACAGUUUUGAAAGGUUGUGGCAGUUCUGUAACAAAGCCUGGUCUUGUUCUGCUGUAAACCGUUGUAACAGAUCCUCAUUGGGGACUUCCUUUCUGCUGUGUUGCUCAUUCUUAUGUCUCAUUGUACUGAUAUUAUUAUAUGAAAAGCGUCAAAACUAGAUAAAUUGUUGGUUAAAGGUUAUGUUAAGUGCAAUUCAAUAGCUGCUAUAGUUUCAGAUUGUACCCUACAUUACCUACUUAUACUUACAUUUCAUUGAUUAAUAUAAAGCAUAAUGUCAGCUGACUUGCAAAUGGUAACUCAGUCAGUCCUGACUCAAAGCUCUAAAAUAUUUUCCUGCCCAAAAUAAAAUCAGUAUAUCUAUGAAAAUGGGGUGCAUUGUUACAAAUGAUUCACUUUCUACAUUGGCAUUUAAACUUUUGUGUAAAUCUUUGUAUAAAAUAUGUCUAGAUCUAAGUUGACAAACAGUGUGAAAUGUUUCACCAGUUGCGACAAUGGGGGGAAAAACUGAAUUUAAACAUAAAUAAAUAUCUAUCUAUUAUAUUUAACAUUAUCUCAUAUCUAACUUGCCCUCCAGCAUCACAAACUACACAGAGUAGUGCAGCUCAACUGUUUUAACAAUGACAAAUGCAGUGGUAUCCAAAAAACAUAAGGCAAAGUCAAAGCACAGGCCAUAGGUCAUGUGAUGAACAAACAGGAUAUGAACUGAGAUAAAAAACUGAGGUUUACUGAGCCCAGAUAAUUAUUCAUCUUUAAAUGCAUGUGGAUAGCUAGAGCAUUAAAUACACUGCAUAGUAUGAGAAAAUGACCACAGAUCAUGAAUUGGGAUAAUUCUAGAUAUGGGAUGCGUGGGAGUUUAUUUGGCUGAUUAUAUAGCCUGCAGUAAACAGCUUUUUAUUUAGUUAAGUAAGAGUACAAGUAUUCAGUUUCAGUAGUACUCACAUAGAGUGUUAAUACUGCAAAAUACAAUUACGGAAGUAUUUUAAACAUGUGAUCAGAACUGCGUAGGAACAGGAACAGUGUAGUUUAAUUGAAUGAGAUGAAUUGUUCUGUACUACAUUAACGAGAAAUGUCUCCCAUUUUUUAACUGACACCACUGACGAGGGAUAUGAAAGGGUCAGUUCCUCUUUUUUACAAGCUUCACAUCUGACUGAUAAGUGUGUUUGUAUGUUAGUAUGCUCAUUUGAGACUUUUGAGAGCUGGGACUGAGCAUACAGACAGAUACUGCUAACAGUCAACUGCAAAAGCAAG